AUGCGUACUUACGACGACGCCUUCAGCGGCCAGAAGAUCUACCCUGGCAAGGGCAAGCUGUUCGUCCGUGGCGACAGCAAGAUCUUCCGCUUCCAGCGUGGAAAGUCCGAGUCUCUUUUCCUUCAGCGCAAGAACCCCCGCCGCAUCGCAUGGACUGUUCUCUUCCGUCGCCAGCACCGCAAGGGUAUCUCUGAGGAGGUCGCCAAGAAGCGCACCCGCCGUGUUGUCAAGAACCAGCGUGCCAUCGUUGGUGCUUCCCUCGAUGUGAUCAAGGAGCGCCGCUCCCAGCGCCCCGAGGCCCGUGAGGCUGCUCGCAAGCAGGCCAUCAAGGACGCCAAGGAGAAGAAGGCUGCUUCCGCCAGCGCCAAGAAGGCUGAGAAGGCCAAGAUCGCCGCCUCCAAGGGCGGUGCCCAGCGCAUCCAGAGCAAGCAGGGUGCUAAGGGCUCUGCUCCCAAGGUCGCCGCCAAGUCCCGCUAA
Penicillium mononematosum is the source of this 477-nucleotide messenger RNA. RefSeq names its product 60S ribosomal protein eL24. The transcript is spliced from 3 exons. Gene Ontology annotation, biological process: cytoplasmic translation. Bases 1 to 477 code for a protein of 158 amino acids. Gene Ontology annotation, molecular function: structural constituent of ribosome; mRNA binding. Gene Ontology annotation, cellular component: cytosolic large ribosomal subunit. The record is from RefSeq and is a predicted model, not a curated record. Lineage: Eukaryota; Fungi; Ascomycota; Eurotiomycetes; Eurotiales; Aspergillaceae.